AAUUUUCUGAAUUUUUCAUAUUUUCCAAAAUCGUAUAUUAUUUCUAGAGUAAAUAUUUUAAUAAUUUAGUAGCAAAAAAUGUUUUAAUUCGACAUGAAUCUUCUACACUACAUUUUCGAUGUGAAUGAAUCUGUGGUAUUGAAACUUUUUCGAAAAAUACGCGCUGGGAAUGACCAGUUCCUUUAAAGUGAAAUCUUCCCGGAAUUGGGGUACAAAAAAUGAUUUUUCCAUCUACGACUUUGCUGACGCGAAAACGACAAACAAGGUCGCCCGUUUACCCAAGUGUAACAAACUGUUGGUCGACGGUGCCAAUGAGAACGAGCUGGACCCUCUCGAGGACGAUGCCGGUCAAUCGUUGACCCGAGCAAGCCCUUCGGAUGGCACCAGUGAUGAAACGACUGAAAUUGGAAACAUUCCAUACGCCGACUACGUGAUCGAUAUAUGGUACCUCAUUUCAGAGCACGUACGACCCGAAGAUGUUUGCCGUUUUGCGCUAAUAUGUCGCAAAACCUACACAGUUGUUCAAUCUGCCAAGUUUUGGCAGCAUAUCUAUCAGAAGCAUUAUGAUUCCAGCGUAGAACUGCCGCGACGUCUCCAGCCAGAUUGCAUGAGCUUGCUGCGAGGGCUGCGAGCCUGUACGAUUCGAUCGCUUUUCUACACUUACCCGCCGUUUGUACACCGAAUCAGUACGGCAGCGCUGACCAAUCCACACAGGAUUACUGGCCGGCAGCUACUGUUCUCGUGGUAUUGUAAAAACAAGACCGGUUGGAACUAUUGUUUCAAACUGAAGGCUCGCCUAAUUCCCGGUAGUCGUGCCGCUCGUUCAUCGAAAAUGCAGCAGUUGAAGCAAUCGUUGGACUAUCUACAGGACAGCUACAUGAACUUCGAGGAAGGCUGCCAGAUUCUUAUCAUUACAACGGAUUCACUUCAUACACUUCCGCAGUACCACGAACAGCUGUAUGUGGGAUCGCUAACACAAACGCUUGACCAGGGAAUGCGUAAUUACAAAGUACGACUCCAGAUGGUCAACUACUGUCGGCGGGUAGUGGAUGAGCUCGUGUUUGUACCCGUACGACAACUACGAGUGUUGGAUUGGUGGGUCCCAGAGUACGGCCGGGUAGAUCCGACUAUCGAACAACAAGCUGUCGUAGAUAUAGUGGGUGAUUCCAUGAAUGACACUGUAUGGGACGACUUAUGAAUGAUGCGUGUGUUGUGAGCUAAUGGUUUUACGUUUCAAUAUAUCUUUCCGGUUGCGAUCUUA
Molecule: messenger RNA, 1261 nt
Organism: Topomyia yanbarensis
Lineage: Eukaryota; Metazoa; Arthropoda; Insecta; Diptera; Culicidae
Gene: fsd
Product: transmembrane protein 183
Exons: 2
Coding region: 170-1198 (342 amino acids)
Biological process (GO): regulation of protein stability
Cellular component (GO): SCF ubiquitin ligase complex
Molecular function (GO): protein binding
Source: RefSeq, a predicted model, not a curated record